AUGGAUGGGCCAAAACUCUGUGCUGCCAACGUGCUCGAACCUUUCACCCUCCCCCCAACAAACGCCAGUAUUGAAGAUUCACAAUUCUUGAACCUUCAAAAGAACGGACACAUGCCGCCAAGUCGGAGGACACAAGUCGACAGCAGUGGUCCAUCGCACCCCUAUCGUGGAGAGCGCGGAAAUGGGGUUAGAGAUACCAAUGCUCGCCCAGACGCAUCUCAAUGUAAUGAUGGCCUGCAGGACAAAGGCAACGUACGAGUUUUGCCAUCAAAUCUUGAACAAAUUUCACGCAACUCAUAUCAGGGGAGUAGUGGAGCUGGCAAUAACACCGACUCAUUCGGCAACAUUUUCAAGAGUAAAGUUGAUCAUUGUUCGGAGAGUGAGAUCAUUGCGGAUUGCAAGGCCUUAAACAACAGAAUAAAGAAUACAGUUCUAAACGUUGCUGAACAUUGGACGAAGGUGUCGUUCCGCAAGCCCCGCAGCUCCGACAAAGAGUUAAGAGCUCGAGACCGCGAUUUCUUGCGAUCCAUUCUGGGAGAAACACUCUACAAUUCUAUCAAGAGGCAUGGGCAGUCGCGUUCCACACUAACGGAAAUCGAGGGAGAUAUUACCGAUGCACUCCAAACACUCGCUGCUUAUAUUUCAAACUAUAUCAUCUCGGACACAUUCUGCCCUGCUUUGUCAAAUCACUGCGACACUAAAAAUAAAGAUAUAUUCAUAAGCAUGAUCUUUCACGGUAUGUCUUACUGGUUUCUGCACUCUAUCGUCCGGAUUUUACAGCCUCAUCAUCCUAUUCCUAAAGAACCGCAAGUUACUGCACUUCGUUGGCGAGCUCUGACUUAUUCGCAUGCCACAAGGAGCACGCCAAACAGAUCGGCGCCUGCAAUCAACGCGUUCCUUUCCUCGUUUCAGUCUCGCAUGGCAUAUGAUUUCAAACUUAUAUUCCUUCUUGCUGGCGAAAGUGCAUCAUCCCCAUUCCUGUCCGAAGUGCCGCAGAUUCUUUUCAAGUGCGGGGUCAUCGAAUCAGCAGUCGAACUCGCUGAGAAACUUAAGACAAGUAUCUUCUCAACUUACAUCGACACGUACUGGGUAAAACCAAAGCUCGUCUUCGACGAAAGUCUGAUGGAUGAAGACGGGCGUAUUGGAAAAUCGGAUUCAUCCCACCAGACUCUGGUAGCGUGUACCAUGGAAUUGGGCAUCCGAGAAAUUGUUACCGAUAAUACCGCGACACAAAGCCGAAAAGGACGGAUCCUGUUAAAACCGAAGGUACUAGUCGAAGUAAGUGACUCAUUACUCAUCUACUCACUGUUAUAA
Molecule: messenger RNA, 1314 nt
Organism: Fomitiporia mediterranea MF3/22
Lineage: Eukaryota; Fungi; Basidiomycota; Agaricomycetes; Hymenochaetales; Hymenochaetaceae
Exons: 4
Coding region: 1-1314 (437 amino acids)
Source: RefSeq, a predicted model, not a curated record